UCCACAUGUCGGGCGACAAAAGUGCCAAUGGGUGUUGAAUGCACCUCCGCUGCAGCUCGCGGGGUCACCAUGGAUGCAAGCUAUAAGAUAGAGCACCUCUUUCUGAUCUGGUAUACUGGUACCGGUUCGGUACGACGUACCGUAUGGAUCUAUGAUAGCUCCGGUGGACCAAGUUUGGAAGCAGCUAAUGAGAUACAGUACUAUUUCAAACCGUUCUAUCCUUUCGUGGUCAAACUCGAUCAAGACGACAAAAUGGCGUCUCCCCCAAAAAGCUGGAAUUCAAAAAUUGACGUGACACUGAAUGAAUGAAUGAAUGAAUGAAAGCAUCAAGGAAUUCAAAAAGUCCCCCCGCCUCGAAAGCAGAAUGGGGAAAGCUCACUCGCACAAUCAACAAUUCCAUGGAAUACAGCCAGCCAGUAUAGAAAAGGUUGAAAUCGCUCGUCACAAUGUUUCAUGACGAGGAGUUGCCUCUCCUGCAGCAGCAGUAUGAUCCUGAGGAAAGUAGUGGGCUCCAUGCUUUUGUCGCAACAUCUACCAACAGAGCGUUCGUCUCAUUCAUCUGCCAAGAUCAUGGCUUCUUGACUCUAUUUGAAGCAGAAGCAAGAGUCCGAAACCUGAUUGCAGUGGCCCAAUUAGAUGGGGUGGCGAGCCAACAACAACAACAAGACGGUGAAGAGUCGACAUGGCAGUCCUCCUCUACAAUGACACAAUGCAUAAUAGGGACAUUGAGGGGUUCCCUUGCAGGAGCCUUUGCUGGAGUGAUCAUUGGAGCUGUGGGGGCAAUGCUUCUCGCAGAUAGACUUAUUGGUGUAAUGGCCGGAGAGGCCAUUGAGGAAUUUUCCACUACUAGAUCCGUUGCCGAAGAAACUCCCACUUUUGUUGCUCAAGUAGCCCAUGUUGGAGCAGCCUUUGGGGGCGUAGGAGGAGCCCUGAUAGGCUGGACAGUUGCUGGUUUAUAGACAGAGUCGUAUAGUAAGGAAUGGCAGCAGAUUGAAUGGUAGCUGGGGUCUGAGGUCAGGGGCAACCUUUGUCAAUCUCAAUCCCUGGCUUCUUGAUUAUGAUUAGUUACACCUUUUAAAUGUGCU
Messenger RNA from Seminavis robusta, 1085 nucleotides. The record is from the annotation of a GenBank genome assembly. NCBI's taxonomy places the organism in Eukaryota, Bacillariophyta, Bacillariophyceae, Naviculales, Naviculaceae.